This is a messenger RNA of Closterium sp. NIES-67, 2841 nucleotides long. The record is from the annotation of a GenBank genome assembly. NCBI's taxonomy places the organism in Eukaryota, Viridiplantae, Streptophyta, Zygnematophyceae, Desmidiales, Closteriaceae.
AUCCUGAAUCCUGAUCACUUAGUUUCCUAGACCUAGAGAUAGGCCAGAGAAAGAUAGUUUGCCAUGGCGAAAAAAAUCUCAGGAAUCUUAAAGAAAACAGGUUUGCAGGGAAACGCAUCCAAGGGAAUAGAAGAGCCUAGUGUCGUAGAGAGGCCGUCCAGCUCGGAGGAAGAGGAAGUGGAUGGCGGAAGUGCGGAAAAUGGGGAAGAUGGGGAAGAGCCGUCGGACGUCGACAAGGAAGGAGACGAUUCCGACGAAGAGAGCGGAGAGGAGGAGGAUGCUGAGGCGGAAGGGGAAGACGAGGAGGAUUUAGGGGAAGAAGAAGGGGAGGUGGGGGAGGACGAGGAAGGGGAUGAGAGUGACGACGAGGAAGCGGAAGAUGGGAAACUAACUGGAGGGUUUAGUAUAGUAGGUCCAGGGAAGCCGAAAUCUACUGCUUCGCAUCCCGGGGCUCUCUCUGGCUCAGCUCCCGCGUUAAACCCGGUCAGAACCUUCGACGAAAUGGGGCUGGACCCGCGUCUGCUGCGCGGGCUGGUGAAGCGGCGUCUCUUAAAGCCCACUCCCGUGCAGCAGUACUGCGUGCCGCUCGCCAUGGAGGGUCGCGACGUGGUGGCGAUGGCGCACACAGGGUCGGGCAAGACCCUCGCGUACCUGCUGCCGCUGCUGCACCGCGUGCUGGCGGACAAGGACUCCGCGGCAGGGGGAGGCGGGGGGAUGGGCGCAGCUGGGGGGAAUUGUCCGCGCGGAGUGGUGCUGGUGCCCACGCGGGAGCUGUGCCAGCAGGUGGCGGAGGAGGUGUCAGCCAUGGCGCAGUACUGUGGGGGAGCGCUCAGUGUGCAGCGACUCACAACUGGCAUGAAUAACGCCGCCAUGCGAGCGGCCAUGGACAGGCGGCCGGACGUGGUGGUGGCGACGCCAGCGCGCAUGGCAGCGUGUGUAGCGGAGGGCGUGCUGGCGCCCAUGGCGCUCAAGACGCACCUGGCGGUCUUGGUGCUGGACGAGGCGGACGUGCUUCUAUCGCAUGGCUACUAUAACGAGGUGCAGGCCAUAGCGCGCCAUGUGCCAGUCAGCUGCCAGUGCCUCCUGCUCACAGCUACCUUCAGCAACGACAUCGAGCGCCUGCAGAAGCUGGUGCUGCACAACCCUGUGGUGGUGCGCCUGGGAGACAGCUCAAUCCUCCUAGGGGAUGGCGAGGGGGCUGCUGGGGGGGAGGGGUCGGGGAAGGAGCAGGGAGGAGAAGGGCAGGCAGCAGAGGCAGCAGGAGGAGCAGCAGGAGGAGGGGGAGGAGGGGGGGGAGGAGCAGUAGCAGCAGGAACAGGUGGGGCUGGGGGUAAGCAGUCGCUUCUGCCGCCCAAUAUCCGCCAGUUUGCCGUCCGCUGCGAGGAAAAGGACAAGCUGCUCCACCUGCUGGCGCUGAUUCGCCUGCAGCUGCUCCAGAAGAAGGUUCUCAUCUUCACCUCCACGGUCGAAGCUGGGUUCCGGGUGAAACUUUUCCUCGAGCAGUUUGGCAUCCGGGCAGCCGUGCUAAAUUCCGAGCUGCCCGUGGCGUCGCGCCUGCACAUCUUGCAUGAUUUCAACGUUGGGAAAUUCUUCUUCCUCAUUGCUACGGAUGAUGACAAUGGGGGGCUUGCUGCUAAGGAAGGGGGGAAGGGGGGGAGCGAUGGGAGGGGGAACUCUGGUCGGGACCCAAAAAGGCGCAGAGUGCGAAUAGCAGAGGGGGCGGAUGGGGGAGAGGGAGGGAGGGGGGAGGGAGAGGAGGGGGUGGAGAGGGAUACGGGGGAGUAUGGAGUGGUGAGGGGGAUAGAUUUUAAGAACGUGAGGACGGUGAUCAACUACAGCGUGCCGAACCAGCUGGCUCCGUACGUGCAUCGCGUGGGGAGGACCGGCCGAGCCAGCAGCGUUGGCAUGGCGAUAACCCUGGUGUCCCCUAAAGAGGCACCGCUACUGGAGGCGAUUGACAGGAAGAUUGCCGAGUCCAUAAAACCACAGCCACCUGUGGAUGCUGCAAGGGGCAGAAAUAAAUUGAUGGAGCAGGGGGUGAGAGGAGGAAGGGGGGAUGGGAGCAGUAGGAAGAGAGCGAGGGAAGAAGAGGGGGAGGAGGGGGAGGAGAGUGAGGAGGAGGGUGAGGUUGAGGAGGAUGGGGAGGAGGGGGAAGAUGAGGAUGAGGAAGAGGAAGAGGUGGAAGGGGAAGGGGAAGGGGAAGAAGAGGAGGAAUCAGAGGAGUCGGGACAAGAGGAGGAAGAAGAGGAAGAGGCACCGAGGAAGCCGAAGGCCUAUGAGUGCCGGGCCAUCUUACCCUACCCAUACCUACCAAAGGAGGGCGUGGAGGCUCUGCGGUACCGUGGCGAGGACGUGGCAGUGAAGAUCACGCGAGUGGCCAUCCGAGAGGCACGCGCCAAGGAACUGCGGAUGGAGAUACUCAACUCGGAGAAACUAAAGGAUCACUUUGAGCUCAACCCCAACGAUCGAGACCUCCUCAAGCACGACAAGGUGCUUGCCAAGGUCGCCCCUUCCCCGCACCUCAAGGUCCUCCCAACAUACCUGCGUGCCGAGGCUGUCACGGAGGCUCGGCGCAAGUUCCUGACCGAACUUCCUCCUGCAGAGCAAGACAGUAGGGACGGGGGAAGAGGAAGGAGAGGGGGGAGAGGAGGGAAGGGAGGAGGGGGUUUCAAUCGAGGACGCAGGGGAAGGGGUGGAGGAGGGGGGCGGGGAGGGGGUGGUAGAGGAAGGGCAGGCAGGGGUAGAUCGAACGAUCCUCUGAAAACGUUCAGUGCGAAGUAAGGGUUGACUGCAUGUCAUGAAUGAAUGCAUUUGUCAUACCAGUAAAUGAACGGUGUGUUG